Molecule: messenger RNA, 842 nt
Organism: Vicia villosa (hairy vetch)
Lineage: Eukaryota; Viridiplantae; Streptophyta; Magnoliopsida; Fabales; Fabaceae
Exons: 1
Coding region: 122-505 (127 amino acids)
Source: RefSeq, a predicted model, not a curated record
AAAUCACAUAUAAAUUACAUAUAAAAGUUUUUAAAAAAAAAAAUCGAAUUCCCUAUGACUAAAGUAAGAAUUCAAUAAAAUGAAAAAUAUACUUAUACAUAAAUACAUCUAAGCUAGAACCAUGGAGACAAAAAUUCCAGCAAGAGAAGUAACGGCAACAAAGGUAUUUGUGAUAGAGAAUGCAGCAGAGGGUGCAUCAGCUUCUCCUGGGUUUGAUGCUGGGCCAUUUGUUCCUGGUGCUGGUGGAGAAGAAGUGUUUGGGGUUGGUGAUGAAGGAGAUGGUGCUGGAGAAGAAGUGGUUGAAGGAGAGGGUGCUGGAGAAGUGUUUGUGGAGGGUGAUGGAGCAGGUGCUGAAUUGGGUGAUAAUGAUCGGGUAGGUGCGGGUGCAGGAGCUUGUUGUGCUAUGCAUGAGGUAGCCAAGAGUCCCAAUAUCACAAACACUUUGAUUGCAACAGAACCCAUAUUUGUUAAUAUAAAUAUUUUUUUUGAUAGAGUAGAAUGUUGAGUGAAAUGUGAUUUUUCCAAAUAUAUGAUUUGUAUAAUAAUUGAUUUGUGUAAGGUCCAAGUGCUUAAUUGGGGUAUAUAUAGUCUAAUAUUGCUUGUGUGAUUUCUUAGCAAGUGUGGUGUGUGAAUAAUAAUGAGUCAAAAUAAAAUAAAAGACUACUCCUCCUUAAUUGUUAAAAUAAACAUUUUACUUUGUUUGUGUUUGGAAGUUAAGUAAUACGACAGGGUUUGGUAUAACCGCGUUUAACCAUUCUCACUUUGAUUUUUCUUUCUAGAUUACUUAACAUUCAACCAUUUGAUUUGUUCACGUAAUUGUAAACUGAUGAUAGGUGGAUAAG